AUAUGAAUAAUAAUCCUUCCUCAUUCUCCAUCAUCUCCACUUAAUUUCUUUUCGGCCUUAUCUCUAUCUUCUGCAACUUUCUCUCUCUGUCUCUCUCUGGGAGUGUGCAGAUUGAUGACAAGUAACCCCAUUACGUGGAAGCCUAAGAGGAGGAGAAGACGAAGAGGACAAGGGUGACUGAAUCGCCGCUUCAGGGGCUUCUUGUUUCGUUUUACUUUAAGUUUUUCUCUUUACAAGAAGGUGAAUACAAAUGGAGGUUCUGGUGGGUCCCGCUUUCACCAUCGACGUUCCGGCCGACGGAAACUCCUCAGAAGAUCGGAUCUUUCUUAAUGGGUCACCAGAAAGUGACCGCUCGAACAUCCGGAUCUCGGGGCCACCCAAGUUCUUCACUGGCGAGUCGGAAACUUCGUCGUCGAUCGGAAGCCCCGACGACAGUGACAACGAGGAGGAAGAAGUGCAGAGCAAGUUGAAGAUACGAACUGGGUUGGGGUCUUUGGAUGCCAUGGAAGAUUCUCUUCCCAUCAAGAGGGGAUUGUCUAGUCACUUUGAUGGAAAAUCGAAAUCGUUCUCAGAUCUGUUGCAAGUGAGUACUUUGAAGGAGUUGCAGAAGCAGGAGAGUCCUUUCAACAAGAGAAGAAGGGUUCUGAUUGCAUCAAAGUGGUCCAGAAGAUCAUCUUUCUAUUCUUGGUCCAACCCACAGUCCAUGCCUCUUUUGCCUGUGGAUGAGGAUUGUGAUGACGAUGAUGACGACGAAGAGGAAGAAGAAAAGGCAAGGAAAGUUCCCUCUGCUUCCUCUUCUUCCUCUUCCUCCUUGGCUGAGGAAAAAAAACCAGAAGAUCAAGUUCAGCUGCGACUCAACAGAGUACCAGAAUCUUAUGCUGCUCAUAUGAGGCUCAGACUUGGAAGCUUCAAGGCAAGAAGCUUUUCUCUUGCAGAUCUGCAAGAGCACGAUGACGAGGAAGAAGACGAAGAUUAAUUGACAUUUAACAUAGGCUGUUUUUUUUUUUUUUUCCUUUUUGCUGUUUUGGUUUAUUCUUUUGUUAUUGUUGUUACUAAAUAAAAUUAAAUAGUAUGAAGUAAAAGUAACUGUGAAAAACAAAAACAAAAAAA
Vigna angularis (adzuki bean) is the source of this 1110-nucleotide messenger RNA. RefSeq names its product protein OXIDATIVE STRESS 3 LIKE 4. Lineage: Eukaryota; Viridiplantae; Streptophyta; Magnoliopsida; Fabales; Fabaceae. Bases 251 to 976 code for a protein of 241 amino acids. The record is from RefSeq and is a predicted model, not a curated record. The transcript is spliced from 2 exons.